This is a messenger RNA of Saccostrea cuccullata (small rock oyster), 500 nucleotides long. RefSeq names its product cytochrome c oxidase assembly protein COX19-like. Gene Ontology annotation, cellular component: mitochondrial intermembrane space. The transcript has 3 exons. The record is from RefSeq and is a predicted model, not a curated record. Bases 77 to 331 code for a protein of 84 amino acids. Gene Ontology annotation, biological process: mitochondrial respiratory chain complex IV assembly. NCBI's taxonomy places the organism in Eukaryota, Metazoa, Mollusca, Bivalvia, Ostreida, Ostreidae.
GUUUAGCUUGGUUCCCCUAUAAAGAAACAGAGAACCAGUGUUUAUAUCGGAAGCUCUCUGAUUUUUCCCCAAGGUAAUGGCAACUCCUUCAACAAGACAAAUCACAAGAGCACCAGACAAAGGCAUUUUUCCUUUGGACCAUGAAGGUUUAUGCAAACAAGAAAUGAGGCAGUACAUGAAGUGCCUAAUGUCUAAUAACAGGGAAAAUGCAAAAUGCAGAUCAGAGGCCAAGUCAUAUCUUCAAUGUAGAAUGGAUAAUGAUUUGAUGCAGAAAGAGGACUGGAAAAAUUUAGGAUUUCAUGAAGAAGAUAAUGUGAAAAAUCCAACUUGAUGACAUUUAGCAAAUUUGUGUCAUUUAAACAUUUUUCUGUGAUAAGGUCAAUGUGAGAUAUAUAUGUAUAGUAAGAUACUCAUAUUUUAUGGAUAGAAACAUGUCAUAUUUUUAGUCUCUGUAUGGACUAUUUCAUAUCAAAUGAUUCAAAAUAAAAUUUAUAAUUGUU